AUGCAGCCCAAGAUUGCCAUCAUCACCACCCUGGCCAGCCUUGCCUCUGUCGGAACAGCAGCCCCUGCUGUAGACCCCAGAAUUGCCGAGGUCAUCAAGCUCGUCAAAGAAAUUCCUGCCCUCAAAGGCCUCGCGGAGAUUAUUGCCGCCAAGGUCGCUUCCCCGGAUGCUCCUAUUCUUGGCCCCGUAGCCGCCACGCCCAAGACGACUCCCACCACUGGUGCACCGGCUGGUGGUGCUAGCGGUGCUACUGCUGGAGCUCCGGCCGGCAGCGCUGGCGGCGCUACUGCUCCUGCUGGAGGAAGCUCUCCUUCUGAUUCCAAGGGCCCUCAGGCCAAGGAUGUCUACACCUUCUACCAGGGUGAUGGCAGUACGGCUGCUGGCUGGCCUUCCGAGCAGCAGUGGGCUAGCUUCGAUUCUCUCUGGAAGAUCAACUUGCCCUUCAUCCAAAAGUCCUGCACUAACCUCCGAACUGGUGCUCCCGACAACAGCCCUCAAGAGAUUGAACAGAUCAAGAAGGCUCUUGCCGACGUCUCCAAAGAGGCCGGUAUCGAUAAGCGAGUCGGCCUCGCUCUCAUGAUGCAGGAGUCCAAGGGCUGUGUGCGUAUCGGAACCACUGCGGUCGAUGUUGAAAACCCUGGUUUGCUCCAAUCCCACAAGGGAGUCAACUGUAUUGGCAAGGUUCCCUGCCCCCAGGCAACUAUCAAGCAAAUGAUCAAGGAUGGUCUUGAAGGCACACAGUUUGGCGACGGUCUUAAGCAGACCAUUGCGCAGGGCGCAAAGCAGCUUAACGCCAAGGGUGCUCAGGCUGUCUACGCUGGUGCCCGUGGCUACAACAGUGGUAGUAUCAAGACUGGCGAUCUAAACUUCAAGUUCAAGGCUACCGCAUGCUACGCCACCGAUAUUGCCAACCGCCUGACUGGUUGGAUUGCCUCUCCCAGCAAGUGCAAGCUCGACGGCUAA
[Torrubiella] hemipterigena is the source of this 963-nucleotide messenger RNA. NCBI's taxonomy places the organism in Eukaryota, Fungi, Ascomycota, Sordariomycetes, Hypocreales, Clavicipitaceae. The record is from the annotation of a GenBank genome assembly.